Carlito syrichta (Philippine tarsier) is the source of this 2482-nucleotide messenger RNA. It is a transcript of the gene PYGL, whose product is annotated as glycogen phosphorylase L. The record is from RefSeq and is a predicted model, not a curated record. Gene Ontology annotation, biological process: glycogen catabolic process. NCBI's taxonomy places the organism in Eukaryota, Metazoa, Chordata, Mammalia, Primates, Tarsiidae. Gene Ontology annotation, molecular function: glycogen phosphorylase activity; pyridoxal phosphate binding. Gene Ontology annotation, cellular component: cytoplasm. The transcript has 19 exons. Bases 28 to 2310 code for a protein of 760 amino acids.
GUAUAUUACCUCUCUCUGGAAUUUUACAUGGGCCGAACAUUACAGAACACCAUGAUCAACCUUGGCCUGCAAAACGCCUGUGAUGAGGCCAUUUACCAGCUUGGAUUGGAUAUGGAGGAGUUAGAAGAAAUUGAAGAGGAUGCCGGACUUGGCAAUGGUGGUCUUGGGAGACUUGCUGCCUGCUUCUUGGACUCCAUGGCAACCCUGGGACUUGCAGCCUACGGAUACGGCAUCCGGUAUGAAUACGGAAUCUUCAAUCAGAAGAUUCGAGAUGGAUGGCAGGUAGAAGAAGCAGAUGAUUGGCUCAGAUAUGGAAACCCUUGGGAGAAGUCCCGCCCAGAAUUCAUGCUGCCUGUGCACUUCUAUGGAAAAGUAGAACACACUAAGACCGGAACCAAGUGGAUUGAUACCCAGGUGGUCCUGGCUCUGCCCUAUGACACCCCAGUUCCUGGGUACAUGAAUAACACCGUCAACACCAUGCGCCUUUGGUCUGCUCGGGCACCGAAUGACUUUAACCUCAGAGACUUUAACGUUGGAGACUACAUUCAGGCUGUGCUGGACCGAAACCUGGCUGAGAACAUCUCUAGGGUCCUCUAUCCCAAUGACAAUUUUUUUGAAGGGAAGGAGCUCAGAUUGAAGCAGGAAUAUUUUGUGGUGGCCGCAACCUUGCAAGAUAUCAUCCGACGUUUCAAAGCCUCCAAGUUUGGUUCCAGCGACGGUGCAGGCACUGUGUUCGAUGCCUUUCCAGAUCAGGUGGCCAUCCAGCUGAACGACACUCACCCUGCACUCGCCAUCCCUGAGCUGAUGAGAAUUUUUGUGGAUAUUGAAAAAUUGCCCUGGUCCAAGGCCUGGGAGAUCACCCAGAAGACCUUUGCCUAUACCAACCACACGGUGCUCCCAGAAGCCCUGGAGCGCUGGCCUGUGGACCUGGUAGAGAAGCUGCUUCCUCGCCAUCUGCAAAUCAUUUAUGAGAUAAAUCAGAAGCAUUUGGAUAGAAUCGUGGCCUUGUUCCCUAAAGACGUUGACCGCCUGAGAAGGAUGUCUCUGAUAGAAGAGGAAGGAGGCAAAAGGAUCAACAUGGCCCAUCUCUGCAUUGUGGGCUCCCAUGCUGUGAAUGGUGUGGCUAAAAUCCACUCAGACAUCAUCAAGACAGCAGUAUUCAAGGACUUCAGUGAGCUAGAACCUGACAAGUUUCAGAAUAAAACCAAUGGAAUCACCCCAAGACGCUGGCUCUUACUCUGCAACCCAGGGCUUGCUGAGCUCAUUGCAGAGAAAAUUGGGGAAGAUUACGUGAAGGACUUGAGCCAGCUGACGAAGCUCCACAGCUUCCUGGGUGAUGAUGUCUUCCUCCGGGAAAUAGCCAACGUGAAGCAGGAGAAUAAGCUGAAGUUUUCUCAGUUCCUGGAGAAGGAGUACAAAGUGAAGAUCAACCCAUCCUCCAUGUUUGACGUCCAGGUGAAGAGAAUCCAUGAGUACAAGCGGCAGCUCUUGAACUGCCUGCAUGUGAUCACCAUGUACAACCGCAUUAAGAAAGACCCUAAGAAGUUAUUCGUGCCAAGGACAGUUAUCAUUGGUGGUAAAGCUGCCCCAGGAUAUCACAUGGCCAAAAUGAUCAUAAAGCUGAUCACCUCAGUGGCAGAUAUAGUGAACAAUGACCCCGUGGUUGGAAGCAAGUUGAAAGUCAUCUUCUUGGAGAACUACAGAGUAUCUCUUGCUGAAAAAGUCAUUCCAGCCACAGAUCUGUCAGAGCAGAUCUCCACUGCAGGCACCGAAGCCUCAGGGACAGGCAAUAUGAAGUUCAUGCUCAACGGGGCCCUGACCAUCGGGACCAUGGAUGGGGCCAACGUGGAAAUGGCAGAGGAAGCCGGGGAAGAGAAUCUGUUCAUCUUUGGCAUGAGGGUAGAUGAGGUGGCCGCUCUGGACGAGACAGGGUACGAGGCAAAAGACUAUUACGAGGCACUUCCAGAACUGAAGCUGGUCAUUGAUCAAAUUGACAAUGGCUUUUUUUCUCCCAAGCAGCCUGACCUCUUCAAAGACGUCAUCAACAUGCUCUUUUACCAUGACAGAUUUAAAGUCUUUGCAGAUUAUGAAGCCUAUAUCAAGUGUCAAGAAAAAGUCAGUCAGCUGUACAUGAAUCCCAAGGCCUGGAACAUGAUGGUACUCAAAAACAUAGCUGCCUCAGGGAAAUUCUCCAGUGACCGAACAAUCAAGGAAUAUGCCCGGGACAUCUGGAACAUGGAGCCUUCGGAUCUAAAGAUUUCCCUAUCCAAUGAAUCUAGCAAUGGAGUGAACAAAGUCGAUGGAAAUUGAAUUGUGAAGUGUCUCUAGAAAACAUAGCUUCCUAUUGAACUUGAACAUUUUUACAACAUUCAUUGAUUUUCUUUUUGUUACCUAAUAAUCUAGUUAAAUAUCCCUGGGAUUGGGGAGGGAAAGCAUAUAACCAUAUUAUGACCAAAAAUAAAGCGUCAAUUUCCAAAGGCUA